Messenger RNA from Loa loa (African eye worm), 994 nucleotides. RefSeq lists its product as hypothetical. The transcript has 8 exons. NCBI's taxonomy places the organism in Eukaryota, Metazoa, Nematoda, Chromadorea, Rhabditida, Onchocercidae. The record is from RefSeq and is a predicted model, not a curated record. The coding region runs from base 1 to 783 and encodes 260 amino acids.
AUGUAUAAAGGAUUAGAAAAUCAAUUUGCGAAGUCUAGAUCUCGAUAUCAGUUUAACAUUGAUCGCAUUGCGGAGAAGUACUGUAAUGCAUCAAACAAGCGUGAAUUGGCACUUGAAACAUUACAGAGAGAUUUUGGAAACUCAUAUAUUUCAUCACCAGUUGUGGAAUUGGAAGAUGAAAGUAACAUAGCAAUUUGUGAACGCCUCAAUGAGGAUUUCGAGAUGGAAUAUGGAAAACGCAUAUGCUUGGAUGGUGGUGGAAAUGUGAGACAAUGUGUUCCUGCAAGUGGCGGAGAACAUAAAAACUGUUCUUCCAAUAUGAUGUGGGGAGAACAAUUUGCUGCCGUUGGAAAAUACAAUUCUGACUGCAUCACAUUACGUGCUAACAUUGCCAACAUGCUGACGAACUCCGUGGAAGAAGAGUCAUAUGAAACAGAAACUAAGAGAUUAAGAGGAGGUGGACCUAUCAAUAAUCGCAUCAUUGAUGUGAUUACAUCACCGAUCAAAGAAGGCCCAGUUGAAACCCAUAUGAAUAACCAUCUAACAAUACCCACAUUGAAAAAUAACGCACUAAAUCCUCGUCGUCUACAGUCUUCAUCUGAUAAAGACCGAUUUAAUCUUGCAAAUAACGAAACAUUCCUGAAUGCAUGGUUUCGUAACGCGGAAAAAUACUGGAAUAAUGGUAAUUUCGUUCAAGACCGGAGUCUUCGCUGGCGUGCAGCGUACAAUGCGCAGCGCGCUGCACACCGUAACCUCGGCUAUGUAAACAUGUUAGAUCACUAAUUCUUUUAUGGCUCUGUAAAUGUGUCAAAUCGGUAAUUCUUUCAGCAAAUUUCACAGUUUUUGACUUAGUGGAUUUAUAAGAGAUGCACUGGCUAACAGGUAUUGUAAUCAUUUUAUGGAUAGUAUAGUUCUGGAUUCCUGAAUUAAACCACUUUUUAGUCUUUUUUUUUGUGAUAGCUGUGGUCGUGAAAGAGGUCUGCUAAAUUUUUUU